Messenger RNA from Homarus americanus (American lobster), 1302 nucleotides. RefSeq lists its product as uncharacterized. The record is from RefSeq and is a predicted model, not a curated record. The transcript is spliced from 3 exons. NCBI's taxonomy places the organism in Eukaryota, Metazoa, Arthropoda, Malacostraca, Decapoda, Nephropidae. The coding region runs from base 1 to 1302 and encodes 433 amino acids.
AUGCGGGCAGCGCUUACAGUGACGGCGGUUACAGUGGCGGCGACAGCGGCGUUAACAGUGGCGGCGACAGCGGCGUUAACAGUGGCGGCGACGGCGGCGUUAACAGUGGCGGCGACGGCGGCGUUAACAGUGGCGGCGACGGUGGCGUUAACAGUGGCGGCGACGGCGGCGUUAACGAGUGGCGGCGACGGCGGCGUUGAAGAGGCGGCGGUGGCGUUAACAGUGGCGGCGACGGCGGCGUUAACAGUGGCGGCAGCAGCGUUAAUGGUGGCGGCGACGGCGGCGUUAACAGUGGCGGCGACGGCGGCGUUAACAGUGACGGCGGCGCUAGCAGUGGUGGUGGUGACGGCGUUAACAGUGGCGGCGGUGGCGUUAACAAUAGCGUUGGGAUCGGUGGCAUUAAAGGUGGUGCUAGUGUUGGGUGGUGGUGAUGCUAAUAGUGGCGGUGAUGCUAAUAGUGGUGGUGAUGCUAAUAGUGGUGGUGAUGCUAAUAGUGGCGGUGAUGCUGUGGUAAUUGGUGAUGCUAAUAGUGGUGGUGAUGCUAAUAGUGGCGGUGAUGCUAAUAGUGGCGGUGAUGCUAAUAGUGGCGGUGAUGCUAAUAGUGGCGGUGAUGCUAAUAGUGGCGGUGAUGCUAAUAGUGGUGGUGAUGCUAAUAGUGGUGGUGAUGCUAAUAGUGGCGGUGAUGCUAAUAGUGGCGGCGAUGCUAAUAGUGGCGGUGAUGCUAAUAGUGGCGGCGAUGCUAAUAGUGGCGGUGAUGCUAAUAGUGGUGGUGAUGCUAAUAGUGGCGGUGAUGCUAAUGGUGGCGGUGAUGCUAAUAGUGGUGGUGAUGCUAAUAGUGGCGGCGAUGCUAAUAGUGGCGGUGAUGCUAAUAGUGGCGGUGAUGCUAAUAGUGGCGGUGAUGCUAUUGGCGGCGAUGCUAAUAGUGGCGGUGAUGCUAAUAGUGGUGGUGAUGCUAAUGGUGGUGGUGAUGCUAAUAGUGGCGGUGAUGCUAAUAGUGGCGGCGAUGCUAAUAGUGGCGGCGAUGCUAAUAGUGGCGGUGAUGCUAAUAGUGGUGGUGAUGCUAAUAGUGGCGGUGAUGCUAAUAGUGGCGGUGAUGCUAAUAGUGGCGGUGAUGCUAAUAGUGGCGGCGAUGCUAAUAGUGGCGGUGAUGCUAAUAGUGGUGGUGAUGCUAAUAGUGGCGGUGAUGCUAAUAGUGGCGGCGAUGCUAAUAAUGGUGGUGAUGCUAAUAGUGGUGGUGAUGCUAAUAGUGGCGGUGAUGCUAAUAGUGGUGUGGCACUCAAACAUAAGAACAUAAGAGAAUGA